UCUUGUGUCUAAUUAUGGAUCAUUUAAGUUAUUAAUUUCACUGUUACGACGUUGAGGUCUCGACCUAAAGUUAUUAGAACCAACAGGUACCUGCUGGCUUACCAUAUAUCGCCUGAUACAACGUUCAAUCUAAACAAGCCUUCCUAUUGGUUCAAGAGCUUUCUAGAUAUACUGAAAAGCCCUUGAAGUGUUGGCAGUUUAACCACAGUAACCAACACCUGGUAGAUUUACGCAUGCGCCAAGGGUGAGGAGGUCCCGUCAAAAUGAUUGUUGUUUCCUUGGUGCCUUGUUGAGGCGACGCGCCUUACCGCUACAGGGCAUAUGUAAAAUCGGAAGCCCAAAAGUUAAAAUACAAUAACUGUCGAAAUCUAUUACAGCUAAUUUUCUGCGGUUAGUCUACUCUCUUCAAGACACUUGCUUCGCGUUUCAACUAGAAAAGUGUAAUAAUCGGAAAGGAUUGGUUGCAAUUUAAAGGACAAUAUGAAGCCAUUCAAAUAUUUUAAACAACCGAGAACUCAAAAUGUCGCUUUGUUUUAAAGUUAAGUCCGCAUGGAGGGAGUUCACUACAGUGUUAUGUCGAAGAAAAUCGUCUUCAUGUUCUUCCACGGUCAACGAGGCGAUGCACUUAGGAGCAGAACUCGGCACAAACGUACAAAAACGUCUUCUAAUGAAAGUAGAUGACGCAAAAUUAAACUCUCCUAGCAGUUCAUUCGAAGCUCACGGUGUGCAGUUCAGCACAAGGAAAGAAAUGGAUGAGUUUAUCUCCAAAAUGGAAGCAAUGCGGGAAAUUUUUGAAAAAGAAAUUUCGGAGAUAAGCCUUCAACACAAGCGUUUGAGGGCCGGAGGGUAUUUAUUGAACAGUCGAGUGUUGGAAAUGGAAAGAAUUAUUAAGACAGAUAGAAGAAAAGGUUCUAUUGGAGGCUUAAAGGCACCGAGUUUUAAUGACACAUCUUAUUACACAAGCCAGGAUCUGCAGCUCCUUCAGGAAAUGGAUAGAGUAUAUGACAUGUUGGACAAUUCUCAAGAGGAAAUUAGUUCAUUGAGAAGACAUCUUGAUAUUGAAUUCAAGGAAAGAACUUUGUAUCCUGAGCCGACUAUGCUACGCUCUACCGCUGUUGAAGAUGAAUUUUCAAAGAAAAUGAAACAAGAUGGCGGACUUCAUUAUCAAAGCAAAGACAAAACAAUGCAACGAAUAACCUAUCAAUGUCUACCGCCGCCAUUUUCCCUUCAACAGAUAAAAACCCAGGUUAAAUAGUUAACGUUCUUCGAAUGGAGACGUUUCCUUGUGCAUGUUUUGCUUCCGUUCAUUUAAAGGAUUUCGACUUCCGGGUUUUGUAGCAAGAAUACGGAUUCAAUUUCAUUUCCUGUUGGUAUUCAAUUCUGGACUACCCAAUAAAAACAGACAACAUAAAUUAAAUCCAAUUAACUCGAGAGCCAGCCUACAUCCAAAACUUGUCUGUUGGGAUGUGGAAGUAAGAAAUAAUAGGGGAGGGGAGGGAAGGUGUCAUUUCUAUUCUCGAUCCACUACCUUGCUGACGGGUAUUUACAUUACUCAUUCCUGGUGGUGAUAACAAAGAUCGCAGGCUCAGACGUUCGUGACUCGAAAUUAUCAAAAAUAAAUUUAAUUUUCGUACAAAUUUCAUCUUAUUCAGACUUUUUAUAAAUGAUUUCAUCAAUUAUUUUUAAGCCAACUAAGUAUACAGAUUGCUAUAUAUAAUCGUAAUUUUUCAUACCUUUUCUGAUUUGUUUGAACGAAUAUGAGAGACGUAAGAUAAUACGGGAUUCAAACGACAACAAUAAGACUUCGCCAUCCGAAAUCUCAGUGAUUUUUGUGGAUUGCCUCAUGAUAAAGCAACUGUUUUGUUAGGUUAGGUUUUGUUUAACUUUUAGGAAAAAGAUCAACGUAUAACGUCAUCUUAAUCAUAUGUACCAUUUUUUUAAGUGCCUAUAACACCUAACUCAAUAUUUUUAGUAUU
This is a messenger RNA of Actinia tenebrosa (Australian red waratah sea anemone), 1976 nucleotides long. RefSeq lists its product as uncharacterized. The record is from RefSeq and is a predicted model, not a curated record. NCBI's taxonomy places the organism in Eukaryota, Metazoa, Cnidaria, Anthozoa, Actiniaria, Actiniidae.